This is a messenger RNA of Drosophila gunungcola (fruit fly), 2785 nucleotides long. RefSeq names its product gustatory receptor for sugar taste 64f (gene Gr64f). NCBI's taxonomy places the organism in Eukaryota, Metazoa, Arthropoda, Insecta, Diptera, Drosophilidae. The record is from RefSeq and is a predicted model, not a curated record. Gene Ontology annotation, biological process: sensory perception of sweet taste; detection of chemical stimulus involved in sensory perception of taste. The transcript has 15 exons. Gene Ontology annotation, molecular function: sweet taste receptor activity. Gene Ontology annotation, cellular component: membrane.
CCUGGUUUCUUCGGAUCAGAAAAGAGGAAUACAAAUACAGUGGUUCUUUUCAAGAAGCCAUCAAGCCAGUCCUCAUCAUCGCCCAAAUCUUCGCUUUAAUGCCAGUUCGCGGAAUCGGUUCCAAAUUCGCUGAUGAUCUGACCUUCACUUGGUUCGGUAUUCGAACCUAUUAUGCCCUGGUCACCAUCCUAUGUUUUGGAAUAACCUCCGGCUAUUUGGUGGCCUAUGUGACGAAUGUAUCAUUCAAUUUCGAUUCCGUGGAAUCUCUGGUCUUCUAUUUAUCCAUUUUCCUAAUCUCGUUUUCAUUCUUGCAAUUGGCCAGGAAGUGGCCUAGAAUUGCUCAGGAGUGGCAGUUGGUGGAGGCUAAGUUACCACCUCUUAAAUUUCCCAAGGAAAGCAAAUCUCUGGCCCAGCAGAUCAAGAUAAUCACCUUUGUGGCUACCACUUGUUCUUUGGUGGAACACAUAAUGAGCAUGCUGUCUACGGGCUACUAUGUGAACGACUGUCCUCGGUUUCCGGGUCAUCCCAUCGACAGUUUCCUGUACUUAAACUACUCAUCGGUGUUUUAUUUUGUGGACUACACCCAUUUCCUGGGGCUCCUGGGCAAGGUGGUCAAUGUCUUGAGUACCUUUGCCUGGAACUUUAAUGAUAUCUUUGUGAUGGCUGUUAGUGUGGCUUUAGCUGCUCGUUUUCGGCAGCUAAAUGAUUACAUGAUGAGGGAGGCCAGAUUGGUAAGGCCUUUGUUUAGAUAACCCACUAGUGUAGACCAUUGGAUGCAGUGCAGGAUUAACUUUCGGAAUCUUUGUAAAUUGUGCGAGGAGGUGGACGAUGCCAUAUCCACCAUUACUUUACUUUGCUUCACCAACAAUCUGUAUUUUAUUUGUGGAAAAAUCCUCAAGAGCAUGCAGGCCAAACCUUCGAUAAUGCAUACCCUGUACUUCUGGUUUUCCCUAGCCUAUCUACUUGGUCGUACUCUCAUCUUAUUGCUUUAUAGCUCCAGUAUCAAUGAUGAAUCGAAGCGACCUUUGGUCAUCUUUCGAGUGGUUCCCAGGGAAUAUUGGUGCGAUGAGCUUAAACGAUUUUCGGAAGAAGUUCAGAUGGACAAUGUGGCUCUGACAGGCAUGAAGUUCUUUCGUCUCACACGCGGCGUUGUCAUUUCGGUGGCUGGCACAAUCGUGACCUAUGAAUUAAUUUUGCUGCAGUUCAACGGCGCUGAAAAGAUAAGUGCAAAACAACAGGUUUUGCCUUUGCGAGUGGAAUCAGCAGGUCGCAGGAUGAAGUUCCUGCCCAAGAUGGGGCGCAAAUUGCGCCGGUUGAAAACGAAGGUCAGGAAACUGGAUUUGGUUCACGAAAGUGCCCGGAAGAAAGCCUUACAAGAAAGUUGCGAAACCUACAAAAAUCAUAUGGACAAUGAGUUUGAAGUGCCGAUUAAAAUUCCGAAGCUAUCGCGAAGCACCAAGGAGGCAUUCCUCAGCGAUGGAAGCUUCCACCAGGCAGUGGGCAGGGUGCUCAUCGUGGCCGAGUUCUUCGCCAUGAUGCCAGUUAAGGGAGUGACGGGUAAACAUCCAUCGAAUCUGAGCUUCUCGUGGCGUAGCAUUCGCACCUGCUUCUCUCUGCUUUUCAUCGCCUCGAGCUUGGCCAACUUUGGACUAUCGUUGUUUAAGGUCCUAAACAACCCAAUUAGUUUCAACAGUGUUAAGCCCAUUAUAUUCCGGGGAUCUGUUCUGCUGGUGCUGAUGGUGGCUCUGAAUCUGGCCAGGCAGUGGCCCCAGCUAAUGAUGUACUGGCACACGGUGGAGAAGGAUCUGCCGCAGUAUAAGACACAGUUGGCCAAGUGGAAGAUGGGUCACACCAUUUCAAUGGUUAUGCUGGUGGGAAUGAUGCUGUCUUUUGCGGAGCACAUUCUGAGCAUGGUAUCGGCCAUAAACUAUGCCUCGUUCUGCAACCGCACCGCCGAUCCCAUCCAGAAUUACUUUCUACGCACCAACGACGAGAUCUUCUUUGUGGCCAGCUACUCCGCUCCUCUGGCUGUGUGGGGCAAGUUCCAGAAUGUCUAUUCGACCUUCAUAUGGAACUAUAUGGACAUGUUUGUGAUGAUGGUCAGCAUUGGAUUGGCCUCCAAGUUUCAACAGCUCAACGAUGAUUUGCGAAAUUUUAAGGGAAUGAACAUGGCACCCACUUACUGGUCGGAACGUCGCAUUCAAUAUAGGAAUAUAUGCAUUCUAUGCGAAAAAAUGGACAAUGCCAUUUCCCUUAUAACAAUGGUAUCCUUUUCCAAUAACUUGUAUUUCAUUUGUGUGCAGUUGCUGCGCAGCUUAAACACCAUGCCCUCGGUGGCACAUGCUGUGUACUUCUAUUUCUCACUCAUCUUUCUCAUCGGUCGCACUUUGGCGGUUUCAUUGUACUCCGCCAGCGUUCAUGACGAAUCCCGGUUGACUUUGAGGUAUCUGCGUUGUGUUCCCAAAGAAUCCUGGUGUCCGGAGGUGAAGAGAUUUUCGGAGGAGGUAAUCAGCGAUGUGGUGGCCUUGAGUGGCAUGAAGUUUUUCCACCUCACAAGAAACCUGGUGUUGAGUGUUGCUGGCACCAUUGUCACCUACGAGCUCGUACUCAUCCAAUUUCAUGAGGACAACGAUUUGUGGGACUGCAAUCAGAGCUAUUACUCAUAAGAUUUAUUGCAUAAUAAAUAAAAAAUCAUCUUGCACUUUAUUAUUAUUGUUUGUUUAAAGCGGUAAAAGGAAACCAACAAAAUGUCGCUCUUAAUAUCAAUCGGUUACAUUGCCUAAUU